Nymphaea colorata (pocket water lily) is the source of this 1956-nucleotide messenger RNA. Its product is annotated as lysophospholipid acyltransferase LPEAT2. Gene Ontology annotation, biological process: phospholipid metabolic process. The transcript is spliced from 14 exons. NCBI's taxonomy places the organism in Eukaryota, Viridiplantae, Streptophyta, Magnoliopsida, Nymphaeales, Nymphaeaceae. The coding region runs from base 141 to 1781 and encodes 546 amino acids. Gene Ontology annotation, molecular function: lysophosphatidylethanolamine acyltransferase activity; calcium ion binding. The record is from RefSeq and is a predicted model, not a curated record.
UUCUCUUUCUCCUCCUCUCUCUAUCUACUCUGCGUGCCCCUGCUUCCCCACCUCUGUUCCACGUGAGAGGCGAGGGGAAAACUAGGAAGCUACAAGAAACUAAGAGGAGGAAGAAGAAGCAGACGACGAGCGAGAAGGAGAUGGAGGGCUACGAUCGGGCGAGGGAACUCUCAGCCCCUCUCUUGCCCGAGCCCGUUGACGACGUGAUCCUCGAUAUCGGAGCUGCGACGGUCAACUGCGAGAGCGAUCGAUCGGCCGGCGAGACGACGAGCCCGUUUGAGUUCCUCCUAGGCUCUAUCGCCGCCACUCCCGCGACAACGACUGGGACCGCCGGUUUCUCGCACUCGUCGCCCCUGUCGCACCCGCCGAUUCCGCUCGACCCGUUCGCGAAUCGGACCGUGAGGAUCGAGGGUUUGUACGAGUGGGCUAAGAUCGUGGUCUGCAUUCCGUUGGCGAUCGUCCGGCUUGUAUUCUUCGGGCUCGCGCUCGCUGUGGGGUUCUUAGCCACCAAGACGGCGCUCCAGGGGUGGGAGGAUAAGCAGAACCCGAUGCCUAGGUGGAGGUGCAGGGUCAUGUGGAUUACUCGCUUCUGCUCCCGCGUCAUCCUUUUCUGCUUCGGGUAUCAUUGGAUAAGGAGGAAGGGGAAACCUGCACCACGGGAAUUGGCCCCUAUAAUUGUAUGUAAUCACGUCUCGUAUAUCGAGCCGAUCUAUUUCUUCUAUGAGCUAUUUCCUACAACUGUGGCUUCUGAAUCGCAUGAUGGAAUACCAUUUGUGGGGACAAUAAUAAGAGCAAUGCAGGUUAUAUACGUGAAUAGGUUCUCAGCGGCAUCUCGAAAGCAUGCGGUUAAUGAAAUAAAGAGAAAAGCAUCAUGUGAUGGAUUCCCUAGAGUGUUAUUGUUUCCUGAAGGCACCACAACAAAUGGGAGCGCACUUAUAUAUUUCCAAUUAGGAGCAUUUAUUCCUGGUUAUCCCAUCCAACCAGUGGCUGUCCGGUAUCCUUUUGUUCACUUUGAUCAGUCUUGGGGCAAUAUCUCAUUGACAAAGUUAAUGUUCAGGAUGUUCACUCAGUUUCAUAAUUUUAUGGAGGUUGAGUACCUCCCAGUCAUUUCACCCCUUGAAAAUAAAAAAGAAAGUCCUAUUCAUUUUGCUGCAAGGACAAGUCAUGCUAUUGCAAGUGCACUCAAUGUUGUUCAAACUUUUCAUUCUUAUGGUGAUUUGUUGCUUCUUUUGAAGGCAUCGGAACAAGGCUAUGAGAAGGCAUCUGCUUUUAUGGUAGAAGUGGCUAGAUUUGAUCAUUUAUUCAGCAUAAACACAUUGGAAGUUGUUGAGUUUCUUGAGAGGUUUAUGGAAAUGAAGCCAGACUGCAGCGGGCGUGUUCAGAUGUACAACUUCUUGAAUUCAUUGAGGUUGAAGCACAGCCCUUUGACAGAGAAGGUAUUUGCUUUUCUUGAUGUGGAACAGCGUGGUUCUAUAACUUUCAGACAGUUCCUAUAUGGAUCUGCUUGCAUAUUGAGGCAGCCAGCAUUCCGGCCAGCAUGUGAGGUCAUCUUUGACAAUUAUGAUCAUAAUGGAGAGGGAUAUAUUUCUGAGCCGCAGUUUGGAAAUGCUUUGCGAUGUGGAGACCCAUACUUGAGUGAGAAAAAUGUGCAUGAGCUGUACGCAUUAUUCGACGUGGACAAAGAUGGUGUGGUCGGUUCAAAUGAUUUCAUGAUCUGCCUACAGAAGAAUCCUGUUUUGAUUGGCCUGUUUCCUUCAUGCACAAGAAUUGAAACGGUUUGAUGGUCUGCUGCGAAUGAUGUUUCAGUAGUUUGAUAGUUUUGGUGAUUUAAGCCAGUUUUGGGGUUUUUUGUCUGUAAUAUGUUCUUUAGGAAGCGGCUUCUUCUAUGUACAUUGCAACUUACAACAGAAGAAUGAUUUUGCCAAAUACCAAUUAACUAUUCUUUCUUUUGAGAUA